Messenger RNA from Falco peregrinus (peregrine falcon), 1503 nucleotides. Its product is annotated as pinopsin-like. The record is from RefSeq and is a predicted model, not a curated record. Gene Ontology annotation, biological process: G protein-coupled receptor signaling pathway. Gene Ontology annotation, cellular component: photoreceptor outer segment; membrane. Gene Ontology annotation, molecular function: G protein-coupled receptor activity. Lineage: Eukaryota; Metazoa; Chordata; Aves; Falconiformes; Falconidae.
AUGGCGUGGGCAGACACGGCGCUUUCUUGCCACUCGGCCCAAAUAGCCACAAGACCCCCCCAGGCCCCAUGGGACACGCACCUGUCUGUAGCCGUGCUGCUGGGCACUGCCCGCUCCGCGUGGGUGGUGAAUGGCUUGGUCAUCGCGGUUUCCACCAGGCACAGGAAGCUCUGGGCCCCCCUGAACUACAUCCUGGUGAACCUGGCUGUGGCCGACCUGCUGGUGACACUGUGGCAGCUCCGUCAGCUUCUCCUGAUGUCAGGGCACCUGAGGGAUGGAAAUGCUGCUGGAAGAACAGGCGUCUCUCGUUCUCUUCAAAACUCCCCACAAGCUGCGAUGCAGCUGCAGGAAUCGGACACAACACAGCAGAUACAGAGGGAAGUGACUUGCAUGAUGAUCACGCUGGUGAUGGCCUUUCUCAUCUGCUGGCUGCCCUACACUGCCUUUGCCCUGGUGGUGGCCAGCAACAAAGACAUCGCCAGCCAGCCGCUCGCAUCCCUGCCCUCCUCCUCCAAGACUGCCACGGUUUACAAUCCAAUCAUCUACACCUUCAUGAACAAACAGUUUCAGAGCUGCCUGCUGAAAAUGGUGGGCUGCGGUUACCAGCCCUGGGGGCCGGGAAAAACCACCCCAGCUGCCCCCAGCCCCCACCUCCGCAUUGCUGCAGAUGGGCUGUAGAAUUAGGUGACACCAUCUCACCCUAACUGCAGCUUCAGGCUCUGCCCGUCACGCCCAGCCUCGCUCAGCAUGGGCACAGGGAAGGGCGGUGCUGUAGCUGCUCCCCACACCCAGGAGAUGGGUGGUACUUAGAGGGGUCCCCAACAGCCCUCACACAGUCCCCAGAAAGACACAGCGUUAUCUCCUUGUGCAAGAGGAGCCAGCCCUGUCAUGGGAUGAACUACAAACCUUUUAUUUUGCUCUCCCAAGGAAACACCCCUCCUUCCAGCCCCUCACCUCAGGGAAUCAGAUGUCUUUUAAAGACCACCGCCACCACACAUACACCAACACCCUCCCUCCAUUUUUCCUCAAUGCAAAACAUCCCAAGUUGCUGUUCAGCCCCGGGCUCAACACAGGCCGGCUGUGAUGCCACCUCCAAAGGGUCUGUAGGACAGAGCCGCACGCCCGGCCACCAGCCCCAGAUAAACCAAGCCCUACUUGCAUUGCCUGCCCUCACCAUGAAGUUUGGGUCACACUGUUAAAGUGGUUAAAAUCCAGCAGGUAUGUUUAAGUGCAUUAAUAAAUAAACAUUGACAAGUUCACAUGCAUCUGUUUUACCAGCUUGAUAGAGGGUUGGACAGAAAACACUUCACCUCCUGCUACUACAGCUGGCAUUCCUCUCAUGGCCAAGUGCCACAGAUGACAUCAUAACAGAUAGCAAGGAAAAAUGCAGUUCAAAGAAAGAAAAUUAUAUUUUUUUAUAUAUAUUUCAGGCAAUAAGGAAAGGUCUUAAAUCCAUUAUUUCCCAGCAAGGGUGAAACACAGGUUGUAACAGGCCCCGAGGAC